AGUGUAUAUCAGCAUCUGUCAAAAUAAGUUAGAUCAUCUGUUCGAGCAUUUUAGCUGAGAUCUUAGUAUUUUAGUGGUUUUAUUUCGAAAAUCCAUCAUUUCUACUAAUAAAAAAUGAAAUAUUAUUUGAUUUCAGGACACUGUUUAACAAAACGUUUCCUCAGCCGUGCUUACAGCAGCAAAACCAUUUCAAGCAAAAUUUUUCAUAACGACUUUACAGAAAUAAAGGAAAGGAAUUUACCCAGAAAUCCAAAUAAAUCUGGUCCACUCACAGAUCUGCCAGACUAUACCUUUUUAGAUGGAAGAGUGACACCAUUAGGAGCCAAUCAGACAAAGAGACUUCUUCAGCAACACGAACUUGCGAAUAAAAUUGUGACAAUGUCAAAAGAAAUGGAUUUUGCCGUAGAACGCUACAGGACAUUACAAGCCAACAAGCAAAAGGAGAACAAACAGGUACUUGACCAAAAACUAAAACCCAAGGGCUUUUUAUUGCUUUCGUAAUAAUUCUGAACACUUGUAAAGGAAUUGCAUAUUAAUUUAUAAUACGUAUAAAGGCUGAAGCUCUUAA
This is a messenger RNA of Armigeres subalbatus, 568 nucleotides long. RefSeq names its product large ribosomal subunit protein mL52 (gene mRpL52). Gene Ontology annotation, cellular component: mitochondrial large ribosomal subunit. The transcript is spliced from 4 exons. The coding region runs from base 115 to 501 and encodes 128 amino acids. Gene Ontology annotation, biological process: mitochondrial translation. Gene Ontology annotation, molecular function: structural constituent of ribosome. NCBI's taxonomy places the organism in Eukaryota, Metazoa, Arthropoda, Insecta, Diptera, Culicidae. The record is from RefSeq and is a predicted model, not a curated record.